Monomorium pharaonis (pharaoh ant) is the source of this 3127-nucleotide messenger RNA. RefSeq names its product fatty acid synthase-like. Gene Ontology annotation, molecular function: fatty acid synthase activity. NCBI's taxonomy places the organism in Eukaryota, Metazoa, Arthropoda, Insecta, Hymenoptera, Formicidae. The transcript is spliced from 5 exons. Gene Ontology annotation, biological process: fatty acid biosynthetic process. The coding region runs from base 1103 to 3013 and encodes 636 amino acids. The record is from RefSeq and is a predicted model, not a curated record.
AUACGUAACAAUUAUGUAAUUUUGAUGACUUCAAUGAGCUUAACAUAAAAGUUUUGUUAAUGUAGCAUAAAUGUAAUAAUGUUAUUACGACAUCAUAUAUCUUUAACACCUUCCGUGCCACGUGAAUCACUGUAAUCCAUUCUGGACUUCCCACUGUUACUAUUAUUACUUAUUAAUUAUUUACUAAGCAUAAGAAGAAAUAUAAUUUUAUUAAAUAAAAAUAAAAAUAAUAAUUUGUUAAAUAAUAAAUAAUUUACAAUUAUGCGGAAAUUUUGAUUAUAGCCUCUUGUAAUUAUUAUAUCUUUUUAGUUAACAUACUGCAUUUAGUAAAACAGUUUUGUAGUUAGUAUGUACGCAAUCUAUUAAAAUCAAUAACAUUCUACUUGAACCAGGUAAAAUCUAUUUACAUAUCAGCCGAUUAGAACUUAUUCUAUAUUAUAUAAAUUUAAAAAGUAUGUAGUUGGCGGAUUGCCGCUAGACGACGCACGCGGCAUCUUUCUCCUAAUGCAAUUUACACUCCAAAGGCUACAUAAACAGACCACCCACGGUGACAGAAACCGGAUCAAUCUAUGUUAUCAUAGUGAGCUUUCGGGGCAUAUGUAUUUUAUAUUACGUCUUAAAGACACAUCUUAGCUGUUAUGGCUAAAUUUUAGCUUCGGUAAGGAAUUCCUUUUUAAGAAAAAUAAAGUAAAAACGACAUAAUAGUUACAAGAAGAAUCUUUCUGGUACGUAAUUUUAUACGAGCAUUUUACGUUAAUUUAUACGUAAAAGUCAGCUUAUACGUAAAAGUAACGUUAUUUUAUACGUAAAUGUGACUUCAUAUACGUAAAAGUAAUGUUAUUUUAUACGAAACCAUUAUGUAUAUGUUUCCUCUCUCUUUUUCCGAUUUUGUUGCCCAGAAUAUGCUGACAUUUUGACCAAAUUGUAACUGGAAAAUGACGUAACUGUUACGAGAACAGUGGAACAUUGUUCCAUAAUGAUCACAUAAAUGUUACGAAUUAGUGUUUACUGGGUACUUGAAUACAUUUUUUAAAAUUUUCUUUUAACAGAAAACAUGUGAGUUUUUCCAGAAGAAACUGAAUUUGUAAAAUUUUUAUUGAAUAUGGGCAGAAAUAAACCUUUAAAUGAGCCUAUUAUGGCAUAUCGUCGUUAUUAUUGUCUCAGGAAUAAAAGUUAUAUUAUAUUGGGGGGUUUGGGUGGAUUUGGUUUAGAGUUAACAGACUGGCUAAUAUUUCGUGGUGCCAGAAAUAUAGUAUUGGUUUCACGAACUGGCAUAAAAAACGAUUACCAACGCAUGAAGAUUCGACUAUGGGAAUCGUAUGGUGUAAAUGUGCUAAUCAUCAAGAAUAUCGAUGUCGCUGAUUUCGCAGGUUGUGAAUACCUCUUGCAAACUGCGGAAAGCGAAGCACCUGUGGAUGCGAUAUUCAAUCUUGGUGCGGUGUUGAAGGAUGAUGUUCUAAAGAAUCAAACAGUGGAGACAUUUGCAGAGUCCUUUCAGUCAAAAGCUCGGGCGACGCAAACUUUGGACAAACUUUCCAGAAAGUAUUGCGCUAAACUAAGACAUUUUGUAGUGUUUUCUUCCGUUUCUUGUGGCAGAGGAAACGCUGGACAAACUAAUUAUGGCAUGGCCAAUUCUGUUAUGGAAAGAAUUUGUGAAAAGAGAGUGGAGGAAGGAUUACCUGGAUUAGCAAUUCAAUGGGGAGCUGUUGGUGACGUGGGUCUCGUCGCUGACAUGCAGGAAGGUGAGAAAGAAUUGAUUAUUGGUGGUACCUCACAACAAACAAUUUCCUACUGCCUCGAAGAACUUGAUAAGUUUUUACUUCAAAGCCAACCUGUAGUGAGCAGUAUGGUAAUAGCUGAAAAAAAGUCGAGAUUUAUCCGACAUGAAACUCCGACAGAAGCUAUCGCUGAUAUUUUAAAUAUAAAAGACAUGAAAGUUGUAAGUCAAAAUACAUCUCUGGCUGAACUUGGAAUGGACUCCGUGAUGAGCAUAGAAGUCAAACAAACUUUGGAACGGGAAUUUGACAUUUUUCUCACUUCACGAGAAGUGUAUAACCUCACUUUUGCAAAACUUAGCAAAAUGUUUAAUCUAAACGUCAGUGAUAAUAAUACGCAGAAUGAAUAUCUUGAUGCAAAAGAGUUGGAUGUCAUGAUAUUGCCAGUUGGUAUUGUAAAAGACAAAGAUUUUAUUUCAGAAAACUGUUUUGAUCUUUUGACCGAAAAACAGAACACUAUAACUGAAGUGUUUCUCAUACCGGGAAUCGACGGUUGUGGAACCGUAUUUAAUCAUUUAGCUGCAGAUAUUAAAUUUUCAGCAACGUCUUUGCAUUAUAACACAAAUAACAUCGAUGCUACAGACAUCAUAUUGGAGACAACUGAUCGUCUUAUCAAUCAUAUAUUAUCAAAACUAAAAGAUGGAAAAGACUUUAUAAUGGUAGGAUACUCCUUCGGGUCUAUUAUUGCAAUAGAGUUAACAAGAAGAUUGGAAGCUUUGAAUUUUAAAGGCCGUUUGGUUCUUAUCGAUGGUACUCCUGAACAAAUAAGAACGAUGUACAAACAUUUUACCUCAAAUUCUAACGAUACGGAUCUUCAGUUUGUUGUUUUAACUAAUAUUAUGGAAAUUUAUUCACCAGGAACUAGUAAAGAGAUUGUAAUGGAAUUGGAGAAAUGUAAUACCUGGGAGGAGCGAUACGAUAUUUUCGCAAGGUCGUUUUUAGUUAUGAAUAGGUCACUAUCUCCAGCAAAUUUAAAAACGCUGUGUACUACAGUUUACAAAUAUUCAUCCGCUAUUCGGUACUACGAUCCUUCUACUUUGCCACCAAUUAAAUCUCCUAUAAUCUUGCUAAAACCUACACAGCCGUUAAAUAUAUCAAUGACAGAUGAAGAUUAUGGUUUGCAUAAGGUUACUCAAAAUACGAUUCAAAUACAUUACGUCGACGGUAAUCAUGUGACAAUAUUGAGAAACGAAAAAGUAUCAGCUGCAAUCAAUGGAGAACCACCUUUUAUCAUUUGAGCCUUUUAUUAUUAUAAUUUAUGCAACAUUAUUAAAAGAUAAAAAUCAGCGAAUAAUCGUUAAAAAUUAAUAACACACACACAAUUUUACAGUGUACUAAACUUGAAUUAAAAG